Culex quinquefasciatus (southern house mosquito) is the source of this 877-nucleotide messenger RNA. RefSeq names its product DNA replication complex GINS protein SLD5 (gene Sld5). The transcript is spliced from 2 exons. The record is from RefSeq and is a predicted model, not a curated record. Gene Ontology annotation, cellular component: GINS complex. Lineage: Eukaryota; Metazoa; Arthropoda; Insecta; Diptera; Culicidae. Gene Ontology annotation, biological process: DNA-templated DNA replication; double-strand break repair via break-induced replication. Bases 108 to 836 code for a protein of 242 amino acids.
CGCGGCAUUUCAAUUUGUUUACGACGGUUGUGUUGUUCCGCGGCUCGUUCAAUCGAUUUUUUGAGGUGCCUGUUUUCGUAAAAUUUGGUGUUUUAAAAUAGUGCAAAAUGUCCCGCUACGGCUUGAGCGCUGACGACGAUCGCUUCCUGGCCGAGAUGGACCAGUCGGAGGAUGUCGGCGCCGAUGCCGCACCCGAGGAGGGGGAGGACAAUCAGCCGGACGACUCGGACGGCGAGGAGAUCCAGAUGACUUCCAAGCAGGUUCUCGACGCGCUUCAGCGCGCCUGGAUGAACGAAAAGUUUGCCGUGCAAAUCUUGCCGUACGAGGAACCGAUCGUGGACAUGGUGCUGAGUCAGUUGGUUUACAUGGAGGAAAAUCUGGCAAGUACCAAUAAGAACGAAAUGUUGUACAUUGCCCACCGGAUGGAGGUGGAGCGGAUACGGUACCUGCUGGCCAGCUACCACCGGUGCCGCUUGCAGAAGAUUGAGGAGUACACGUUCCACAUCCUGGACGAGGAGUCUAAACGCGCGGCCGGGGAGAAGCGGCUGUCGGCGGGGGAGCUUCAGUUUGCGACGGAUUUCUACAAGAGUGUGGAGAGUCACUUCCACCAGGUGGCGGUGCGGCACAUGCCGCGAAGCUGCCAGGAUGAUGAGAACAUCCGCAAGGUGGUUCCGAACCUGGACAGCCACGUGUUUGUGCGGGCGAAGGAGAACGUGGCGGAAUUUUCGAUUAGUGCGGACCAUGAGACGAUUAAUGUGGCGGCGGGAUCGGUGCACAUGUUCAAGUAUCGGGACGUGGAACCGCUCGUGUUGGAGGGGAUUGUGGAGUUGAUUUAGGGUUUUUAAAUACAGGUUAUUUUUUUGGUAUUAUUUAUUUG